Molecule: messenger RNA, 2828 nt
Organism: Musca domestica (house fly)
Lineage: Eukaryota; Metazoa; Arthropoda; Insecta; Diptera; Muscidae
Gene: okr
Product: DNA repair and recombination protein RAD54-like
Exons: 8
Coding region: 451-2805 (784 amino acids)
Biological process (GO): reciprocal meiotic recombination; double-strand break repair via synthesis-dependent strand annealing
Cellular component (GO): nucleus
Molecular function (GO): ATP-dependent chromatin remodeler activity; ATP binding; DNA translocase activity
Source: RefSeq, a predicted model, not a curated record
AACAAAGCCGCUGUAUUUGCAUUUAACUCUAACUGCCUUUGUGAAUAUAACUGGAGGUUUAACCUAGAACAGCAGAUUAAUUUCUAAUAAAUUAGUUUGUAUGUAAAAGGGAGUUCGCCGCUAAUCUUUGGCAUUGAACGCCGUCCAGAAUUCCAUCUCGUCUCAUCCUUUUGGCGGGAUUAUUUGGUUUUUAAGUUAAGGAGUGAAAGCCUAGGUAGAUCUACCUUGGUGAAAGCUUUGCUCGAUAUUUCUAACAUUUCCAGGCGAAGAAAAUUUCGUAAAAAAUGAAAAUUUAUUCAAUUUUUUGCAUUACAUCAAUUACACUCCUAUCGUUUGACCAUCGACUAGGCCUCAUAUUGUAAACAUUCCAUUGAUCAGUUGAAUUGUUUUGUGAUUAUUAAAGGAGUUUGUUUUGCUUUGCACUGCAUUUGCCUCCAAACAUUUCCAAAAAUGCGUCGCAGUUUGGCCCCGAGUCAAAAGAAUCCCUCCAAGAGCACUUUGAAUUUUGUGACUCCAUUUAUAAACAAACGCAAACGGACGAGUGAGCAACAAAAAGUACAACCACAACGAUUUCCUUUAACACCCAGACAAUCCCAAUUGGUUUCAUUGCCACAGACGGAAUAUGAGCGGUUAAUAGCUAAGGUAUUGUCACAACCCUUCAAGGUACCAAUUGCGAAUUAUGUACCAGAAUAUCAUGCUAAUCGUAGUUUGGGUGUCAGGAGGGCGACAGUGCGCAAAGCACUGCAUGAUCCCUUCGCAUGCAAUGCUUUAGUUCUAUAUACACCUCCCACAUAUACAGAACAUGAACGGGUAACUAUGGAUCCAUCGAAAAUGCUGGUACAUGUUGUUGUCGAUCCCAUAUUGAGCAACAUUUUGCGUCCCCACCAACGUGAGGGUGUCAAGUUUAUGUAUGAAUGUGUGGAGGGAAAAAGAGGAGCAUUUAAUGGCUGCAUUAUGGCCGAUGAAAUGGGUUUGGGAAAGACAUUACAAUGUGUUACCUUGACUUGGACUCUAUUGCGACAAAGUCCGGAUUGUAAACCGACAAUAUCAAAAGCCAUCAUUGUGUGUCCCUCUUCGUUGGUGAAAAAUUGGGAAAAAGAAUUUCACAAGUGGCUGCAGGGGCGUCUCCACUGUUUGCCCAUGGAGGGGGGAUCCAAAGAAGACAAUAUACGGGCUUUGGAACAGUUUGCCUAUAACACUAGCCAGCGAUGUGGUACUCCGGUCUUAGUUAUAAGCUAUGAAACCUUUCGAAUUUAUGCUGAUAUUUUGUGUCGCAAUGAAAUUGGCAUGGUUAUUUGUGAUGAGGGACAUCGUUUAAAGAAUAGUGAUAAUUUAACCUACCAGGCUCUGAUGCGUUUAAAGACCAAACGACGGGUCUUGUUGUCGGGGACACCAAUACAAAAUGAUCUCACCGAGUAUUUUAGUUUAGUUAAUUUUGCUAAUCCCGAAAUGUUGGGUACCGCUGCCGAGUUCAAACGGAAUUUCGAAAAUGCCAUAUUAAGGGGGCAAAAUGCCGAUUCUAGUGAUAAGGAACGGCAGAGGGCCGUGGAGAAAACCCAAGAAUUAAUUGGUUUGGUCAAUCAGUGUAUUAUUAGGCGCACCAAUCAGAUAUUGACCAAAUAUCUGCCGGUUAAAUUUGAAAUGGUGAUAUGUGCCAAAAUGACACCAUUACAGGAGGCGUUGUAUGUGAAUUUCUUGAAAUCGGAUAAAGUGCGCAAGAAUUUACAGGAUUGCAAUGAGAAGACCACCUCGCUGACCGCCCUGGCCGAUAUAACAAAUUUAAAGAAAUUAUGCAGCCACCCAGAUUUGAUAUAUGACAAAGUUUUGGCCCGCGAAAAUGGUUUCGAAAAUGCCCAAACAAUCUUUCCAACCAAUCAUAAUACUAAGGAAAUAAAUCCCGAGUUGAGUGGUAAAUUUAUGCUGCUGGAUUUCAUGUUGGCCACCAUACGCACCAAUAGCGAUGACAAAGUUGUUUUAAUUUCAAACUAUACCCAAACCUUGGAUUUAUUUGAACAAUUGGCAAGGAAAAGAAAAUAUCCCUUUGUCCGCCUGGAUGGCACAAUGUCCAUUAAGAAACGUAACAAGGUUGUGGAACGUUUCAAUGAUCCCGCCGUUGAUUGUUUUCUAUUUAUGUUAAGCUCUAAAGCUGGCGGUUGUGGUUUGAAUUUGAUUGGUGCCAAUCGCUUGUUUAUGUUUGAUCCUGACUGGAAUCCGGCAAAUGAUGAACAGGCUAUGGCUCGUAUUUGGAGAGAUGGUCAAAAGAAACCAUGUUUCAUUUAUCGUUUGGUGGCGACUGGUUCUAUCGAAGAAAAAAUCCUGCAACGUCAAACCCAUAAAAAAUCUCUAUCCAGUACAAUUAUCGACAACAACGAAAGCGAAGAGAAACAUUUUACCCGAGACGAUUUAAAGGACCUGUUUCGUUAUGAACCUGGCAUAUUGUCGGAUACCCAUAAUAAACUCAAAUGCAAACGUUGCAUAAAUAAUAUACAAAGUGAACCACCGCCCGAAAAUUCCGACUGUACAUCCCAUCUAUCGCAAUGGUAUCAUUGUUCAAAUAAUCGUGGUUUACCGGAUAGCAACUUAGCUGAGGCAUGGCGUACCAGUAAAUGUAUAUCGUUUGUUUUCCAUCAUCGAUCUCAGGGCGAGGUGAAGGCGACGUCUGUAGAUGUUGCAGCAAAGCGAGAGGCUGAAGCGUUAGAUGUGGAAAGUAAUUGUAAAAAAUCAAAGAAAAGUCGGCGAAUAUCAUCCGAAGAUGAGGAUUAUGAUGAGCCGCAAGAUGACAGCAAGGACAGUGAUUUUGAAUAAAAUAGAAAUUUGAAAAAUAAUAA